Messenger RNA from Asterias rubens (European starfish), 2507 nucleotides. RefSeq names its product proton-coupled folate transporter-like. Gene Ontology annotation, molecular function: transmembrane transporter activity. Lineage: Eukaryota; Metazoa; Echinodermata; Asteroidea; Forcipulatida; Asteriidae. Gene Ontology annotation, biological process: transmembrane transport. The record is from RefSeq and is a predicted model, not a curated record. The transcript has 8 exons. Gene Ontology annotation, cellular component: membrane. The coding region runs from base 108 to 1625 and encodes 505 amino acids.
GAUGGUGUCGGAAUUUGGUCCGGUGUUUGGGGUGAUCUGCAUGAUGAUUCUGACGGCGUUUGUAGCUUUCUAGGUUCUUGUUCAAGGUACAACUGAGCACCUUCAUCAUGGUAGAUGUUACAUCCUGCCCACGAAAAGUGGGCAAUGCCAUCUUGUGGUUCUGCCGCCAAACCCGCCAGAAUCUAACAGUCGAGCCAGUCAUGCUGUUUUACAUGUUGGGCAGUUUCCUUCAGUACAGCGCCCUCAUACAGCUGAUGUAUCUCAAACUCUGCCAGAUUGAGUACAACAAUACCGCAGCCUGUCAAAAUCUCACCCAUCAUAAAGACAUGGAAAAGUACACACAAACGGCGGUGUCGAACUGGCUGAUCAUUAUAAAUGCGUUCUUGACUGUGUCGUCAAUUGUAAGUACCCUGUUUUUCGGUGCGUGGUCCGAUCGAGUUGGGAGACGAGUCACUAUCAUUCUUCCCACUAUUGGAUCCAUCAUGAAUGGUAUCGUCAUGAUAUUCUCUGCCACGUAUACAUUAUCAUCGCCGUGGUAUAUUGUAUUGGCAACCGUUCUCAUGGGAUUGUCGGGUAGUUACCCUACCCUCACCACGGCUGUUUUCAGCUACCUAGGCGACGUGACAAAUGCAGACAACAGAACUAUGAGAUUUGGAAUCCUUGAAGCCAUGACGUUUGUUGGUAGCUUCAUCGGGCAUAUAACCGGUGGUGUCGUCAUAGACCAUGUCGGCUACAUUGCAGUCUUUGGUUAUUACAUCGCUUGUAACCUGGCUGUAGUUCUCUACACGGUGUUGUGGCUACGGGAGUCCAGCACGGCUGCAGUCAGUGCUCUCGAUAGUCGGGUGCUCGUUGAUGACAUUGACAGUCAGGUAGAGACUGAGCUAGGAAGACCAGAUAAUACGCAAAAGGGUAUCUGCCAGGAGCUGGUACGCUUUGAGAAUGUGAAGAGUGCACUGAGAGUUCUCACCAAGAAAAGAGAACACUAUGGGAGGCUACAGAUUGUUCUGUUGAUAUUCUGUCUAUUCAUUCUGCAGCUUGUUGGAGAAGGAUUCGGAGAUACCAUCAUAUUGUUCAUCAAGAAAGCACCCUUGGGUUUUGAUGCUUCAACAGUUGGUUUUUAUCAGGGACUUAAGAGUGGUGUAGCUGCUUUGACGCUAAUGAUUGGGAUGCCUCUACUGAGAUUGACCCCGCUGCAUGACACAGUCAUAGCCAUCGUUGCUUUCCUGUUCCGCAGUGGUUCUAUGAUCAUGAUCGCCUUCGCUAGAGACACUACAACGGUUUUCUUGAUGACCAUUCUGUACGCACCGGCUGGUAUCCCAGCAGCCAUUACAAGAUCCCUUCUCUCCAAGAAUGUUGGCACCAAUGAACAAGGUGGAAUGUUUUCCCUAACUGGAGCCAUGGAAACCAUGACAACGUUCCUCUCAUCAGCGCUGUUCAAUGCACUGUACAGCAACACCAAGGAUAUCGUCGGUGGCGGUUUCGUCUUCAUCGUCAUGGCCGUUUUAUUGAUCAUACCAAUGCUGUUGAUGUUGUGGGUUCGAGAUCUUCAGAAGGGAAGCGCAAGAUACAGUCCAUCCGGAGCAUCAGGGGAAGGUAAAGAAGCCUCAGUUCAUGGUGAUACAUAACGUCUCACCCACUCAUCACAGCUCUUGCUUUAAAGCUUGGUUUGGACGUCUUCAGAUAAAAACAGAUAGUGCAACCGUGGAAUCAUCCAGUCUAUGAGAGCCCCGCCUUCUUCAUUAUCCAAAUCAAAAUCAGUGCGCAAUCUUUACAUCAUUGGUGACAAUUUCAUUUAAAAAUGCUUAGCUCUCUAGUUAUGUAGAUUUUGCAAUAUAAAUUAAUAAUAAGAAAUGUUUCCAUUUGGUAAAUCUCACAUUUAAGAAAAUGACAAUCGACAAAUGAUAUGGUAAAGAGCACUUGAGAGCUGUUAAUGUUCUGUAACAUUGUGAGAAACAAGAAACUUUUGAAUCAGUAGUGAAGGCUUUCUAAGGCAUUGAAAGCACACAAUUCUAUGCAACAAGGGUAUAUUGUCUUUCGUUAUUUUCUUGCAACUUUGAUGAAUAAUUGUGCCUCAAUUUUGGAAGGUUUGUAUUUGUAUGCAUAUGUUGGGAUACAACAAGUGAGGAUACUUGUCUUUGGCAAUUAAUGAAAUUGUGCACUGCCUUUAAGCAAUUUUUCUGGUAACCGCCCCUGUGAGAACCUAAGCCUAAUUUUGGGGAACAACAUUUUGAGGAAAACAAAAUACGAUAGAAGUCAUAUCACAUGGCAGAACAUUGUAAUGGUCCUAUACUAUACUACAAAGGCAUUUACAUGUAUAAAGCGCUCUUACAAACAAUUAUUCACAAUGACUUUUGUUUUUAUAAUAAAAUCGGUAAAAUGGAUUUAAUAAAAGUAAUACUUGUAUAUCAGCUUGCUUGGUUUUCAGUUUGUGUAAUUUUUUUUCUAAUAUAAAUUUAUUUUUGGAAUGAUUGCCAUUAAAAUAAUCUGCAGCCAAUAUUUUUAUAAAG